Drosophila suzukii is the source of this 2060-nucleotide messenger RNA. It is a transcript of the gene IntS11, whose product is annotated as integrator complex subunit 11. The record is from RefSeq and is a predicted model, not a curated record. Gene Ontology annotation, biological process: snRNA processing. Gene Ontology annotation, cellular component: nucleus. Lineage: Eukaryota; Metazoa; Arthropoda; Insecta; Diptera; Drosophilidae. Gene Ontology annotation, molecular function: RNA endonuclease activity.
GAGUGGCAACGCCACUCCUGAGCCCUUGCUGUUUACAAAAAUCACGGUCGACUUUUUCGGCAAUUUCAAUUUAACUGCGCAACAAGUGGCCGCGUUAAAGCAGGCGCAAGGAGCCAGGUCAACCGGACACCGAUCCCAAAAUGCCGGACAUAAAGAUAACGCCACUGGGCGCCGGCCAGGAUGUGGGCCGCAGCUGCCUGCUGCUCUCGAUGGGCGGCAAGAACAUAAUGCUCGACUGCGGAAUGCAUAUGGGCUAUAACGACGAGCGCCGCUUCCCCGACUUCUCCUACAUUGUGCCGGAGGGCCCGAUCACCAGCCACAUUGACUGCGUGAUCAUCUCGCACUUCCACCUGGAUCACUGCGGCGCCUUGCCCUACAUGUCCGAGAUUGUGGGCUAUACGGGACCCAUCUAUAUGACGCACCCGACCAAGGCCAUAGCGCCCAUCCUGCUGGAGGACAUGCGUAAGGUGGCCGUGGAGCGGAAGGGCGAGUCCAACUUCUUCACCACCCAGAUGAUCAAGGACUGCAUGAAGAAGGUGAUACCCGUCACUCUCCACCAGAGCAUGAUGGUGGACACAGAUCUGGAGAUUAAGGCGUACUACGCCGGUCAUGUUUUGGGUGCCGCCAUGUUCUGGAUCAAGGUGGGCUCCCAGAGCGUUGUCUACACGGGCGAUUAUAACAUGACGCCGGACAGGCAUCUGGGUGCAGCCUGGAUAGACAAGUGCCGGCCAGAUCUGCUGAUCUCCGAGAGCACCUACGCCACCACCAUCAGGGACUCGAAGCGGUGCCGCGAAAGGGACUUCCUCAAGAAGGUUCACGAGUGCGUGGCCAAGGGCGGCAAGGUUUUGAUCCCCGUCUUCGCCCUGGGUCGCGCCCAGGAGCUUUGCAUCCUGCUGGAGACCUACUGGGAGCGCAUGAACCUCAAGUACCCCAUCUAUUUUGCUCUCGGCCUCACCGAGAAGGCCAACACCUACUACAAAAUGUUCAUCACCUGGACGAAUCAGAAGAUCCGCAAGACAUUUGUCCACCGCAACAUGUUCGACUUUAAGCACAUAAAGCCGUUUGAUAAGGCCUACAUCGACAAUCCCGGAGCCAUGGUGGUGUUUGCCACGCCGGGAAUGCUGCACGCGGGUCUCUCCCUGCAGAUCUUCAAGAAGUGGGCACCCAACGAGAACAACAUGGUGAUUAUGCCAGGCUAUUGCGUGCAGGGCACAGUGGGCAACAAGAUCCUGGGUGGCGCCAAGAAGGUGGAGUUCGAGAACCGCCAGGUGGUGGAGGUCAAGAUGGCCGUAGAGUACAUGAGCUUUUCAGCCCAUGCCGAUGCCAAAGGCAUCAUGCAGCUAAUUCAGAACUGUGAGCCAAAGAACGUUAUGCUCGUCCACGGCGAAGCCGAAAAGAUGAAGUUCCUGCGCUCAAAGAUCAAGGACGAAUUCAACCUGGAGACCUACAUGCCGGCCAAUGGAGAGACCUGUGUGAUCUCCACUCCCGUCAAAAUCCCCGUCGAUGCCUCUGUUUCCCUGCUAAAAGCCGAGGCCCGCUCCUAUAAUGCCCAACCGCCGGAUCCCAAGCGCAGGCGACUUAUUCACGGCGUCCUCGUGAUGAAGGACAAUCGAAUAAUGCUGCAAAACCUGACCGAUGCCCUCAAGGAGAUCGGAAUCAACCGGCAUGUGAUGCGAUUUACGUCCAAAGUCAAGAUGGACGAUCCUGGCCCCAUGAUCCGCACCAGCGAAAGGCUCAAGACUCUGCUCGAAGAAAAACUGGCCGGCUGGACGGUGACAAUGCAAGAGAACGGCUCCAUAGCCAUCGAGUCCGUGGAGGUGAAGGUGGAGGAGGACGAGAAGGAUCCCAAGCAGAAGACCAUUUUGAUAUCCUGGACCAACCAGGACGAGGAUAUCGGAGCCUACAUACUAAAUGUGCUCCAGAACAUGUGCUAGGCUAGGCAACGUAAAAGCAUCCCAAUGAAAUCCCAUGCCUUAAUUCCAUAGAUAAGCACAAAGUGUAGAUACCAAUUUCUGAAAUUUUUGAAUGUCGGUCAAAAUAUACGUAAAUAAUCCAAAAAA